CUUUGACCAGUUGCAAUUUGCUACGUGUUUUUGUUGCAUAGAACAUUUUGAAAGGAACUUGGCAGUGAUUCCGUUGAGGAGCUAAACGGAAACAAAGGCUUCAUUAUGUUGCCACGAAUUGAUCACAACACAGAAAACCUGUCUAAGACUCGGAACCAAUGCAAAGACCCCUUGGAAAGCAGAAAAGUAAAUCCUGCUAAAAGGCCUUACCGUCUACCACCUCUAUCCUCCACUUCAAGCCAACUAAAUGACCAUCCUUUAGGAUGUAGCUUCAGAUUUGCAUCACAGGAAACCAAUAGUGAAUUUCCAAAUCAUUUCAGUGAGAAGAGAGAGAAAAAUGGAUUGCCAGCACUGUACAAUAAACAACUAUAUGUGGGAUUACCCAGUAUUGAUGGCAAAGAUAUUGAGUUAAUGAGUGCAGGCUCCAGUGGGUAUAACUUGUCAGGUGUUGCCAAGCAACCUCUACUCUUACCAGAUGCAAUGAAAUCCAGAUCUUCAACUGCUAUUACAAAAAAAGAUGAUUUUCAACAUGAGCAACAUGAUCUAGAGCAAAUAUUUGAAUAUGUGCCAAUAUUUCGGACAGAAGAAACUUUCACAUCUGAUGGUGCGCCAUUAAAAUGCUCCAAUAAGACAAGAAAGAAUAGUGAAGUACCAGCUUCAUUAAAUGAGAAACCAUAUGUGAAGCUUCCCAAUGCUAAAGUCAGACAAAACGGGUCAACCAGUGAAUCCUCAAAUGGAAAUGUAUUUUCAGGAGCCGCCAAGAAGUUUCUACACUUACCAGGGUUGAUGCAAUCCAGACUUACAAUUCCCAAGCCAUUAAAAAAGAAUUUUUGGUAUGGACAACCAAAACAGCUUUAAAACUGUACCAAAGAAAAUAACCUAUCAGAUGUAACAAUGCAUCUCAUAUUUUAUGACUCACGUGAUAUCUGCCAGUUCUCUCAUGGUUGCGAGUCAAUACCUAGAAAUGCUUUACCUCGGACAUUAUGUUUGUUCGCUAUGCCAGGUGUUCCAUUUUGCCAAUAUCCUUCUGUAGCUUCAGAAAUAUCUUUCAAGACUUCUCAGACAUGUGUAUUUGUAAACACUAACGCCCAAAUACCAUCUAAUAUACUAGGGCAA
Messenger RNA from Pelobates fuscus (common spadefoot toad), 1116 nucleotides. RefSeq lists its product as uncharacterized. The transcript has 6 exons. The record is from RefSeq and is a predicted model, not a curated record. Bases 106 to 858 code for a protein of 250 amino acids. Lineage: Eukaryota; Metazoa; Chordata; Amphibia; Anura; Pelobatidae.